Elephantulus edwardii (Cape elephant shrew) is the source of this 380-nucleotide messenger RNA. It is a transcript of the gene OXT, whose product is annotated as oxytocin/neurophysin I prepropeptide. Gene Ontology annotation, cellular component: extracellular region; secretory granule. NCBI's taxonomy places the organism in Eukaryota, Metazoa, Chordata, Mammalia, Macroscelidea, Macroscelididae. The transcript has 3 exons. The coding region runs from base 3 to 380 and encodes 125 amino acids. Gene Ontology annotation, molecular function: neurohypophyseal hormone activity. The record is from RefSeq and is a predicted model, not a curated record.
CCAUGGCUGGUCCCAGCCUCGCCUGCUGCCUGCUCGGCCUCCUGGCGCUGACCUCCGCCUGCUACAUCCAGAACUGCCCGUUGGGCGGCAAGAGGGCCACCCAGGACCUCGACGUGCGCAAGUGUCUCCCCUGCGGCCCCGGCGGCAAGGGCCGCUGCUUCGGGCCCAGCAUCUGCUGCGCGGACGAUCUGGGCUGCUUCGUGGGCACAGCCGAGGCGCUGCGCUGCCAGGAGGAGAGAUACCUGCCGUCGCCCUGCCAGUCGGGCCAGAAGCCCUGCGGGAACGGGGGCCGCUGCGCCGCGGUAGGGGUCUGCUGCAGCCCCGACGGCUGCCAUGCGGAUCCCGCCUGCGACGCCGAGGCCUUCUUCUCCCAGCACUGA